AAGCGAGCGUCUCUCCCCUCCCAAAGAUGACCACUCAGGAGGGGUGAAGGACUCACUGCUGGGCAACACUUCAGACCCUGUAGAGAUGAGACGACUCAACUACCAGACACCAGGAAUGAGAGAGCACCCUCCCAUCACUGUGUGUGAUCUGGCGGACCACAUAGAGAGGCUAAAGGCCAACGAUGGCCUGCGCUUCUCGCAGGAGUACGAGGUAAGAUUGCCGCCGCAGCCUUGGACACCAGUUCAGCUGCCUGUGACGGUUUCUCAUAAUAGCCCCACAGUCUGUGAGCUACCCGUUCACCUCAACGCUAGAAUGUCAGUCUCUCCUGUGACACUCUGGGAUUAUCGGUCGUCAGUGACUCUCUCGCUUCCAAAAUAAAAAGAGGAGAUUUAGACAUUUGCAUUUAAAGUGGAAAACCUAUAUGGAGAGCAGGAGGUAAGGUUCAUGUGGAACUGGAAUAGAGACAGGGGAAUAGGGAGGAACUGGAAUAGAGAC
Messenger RNA from Salvelinus sp. IW2-2015, 496 nucleotides. The record is from RefSeq and is a predicted model, not a curated record. Lineage: Eukaryota; Metazoa; Chordata; Actinopteri; Salmoniformes; Salmonidae.